AUGAUGGCGUCUGCGUUUUCUUCAAACUUUGUCAGCAGUGUGGAGGAGUUCCGUGCCCUUUUCGCCUCGGAUAGCGAUGAUCGGCUUUUGCUCUGCUAUGAGCCGUACCAUGACGGCGUCGCGGCGACGGAUUUAAUGGCUCUUGAGGACGCUGUGCGCUCUGCUGUGACGCAGCACGCUACAAAAGUGCGGCUGCACUUCUGGGACUGCGGCAGCAACGCCUUCGUGGAGGCAAAGGAACAACUUGGGAAGGAGCAGGGCACACCGCUAUUAGCUGUGUUGUAUCGACAGACCCUUGCGGACACGCUUAGGGAGCCGGUGAGCGCAAUGAUACGAAACAUGAAUCGUGUCUGCGAGCGCUUGGCAGCUUACCAGCGUGGUGGAAAGAUCGCAGUGCUAUCCUCCUCGUUGCCGCCGACGGCGUCGCCACAUACUGCCACCAACGAUUUAUGCAUGUCAGUGGAUGUAUCAAGGCUGGUGGGGAUGGGCAAGCGACUGAUGGCGGAGGGCAAGGCCGAGUAUGCGGAGAAGUUUUUUCACCGUGCGCUUGCAACACUUGACGCGGUUAGGUCGCAUUGUGACGGCGACGUCAACGUUGACGGAAGCACCGCCCUUUGCUUGGCGUGGGUGGUGUUGGCACAAAUAGUUCAGGGAAGGAAUGCUGAUGCGCACAUGCGGCGCCUGGAAGCUGAGUACGCAGGAUUUUGCGAGGAUGCCGGAAGUGAUGCUGCGCGUGUGCGGGCUACCUAUCGACUAGUGACCGCGGCACCGCUCACCUGGCGCGGUGACACCUGUAGUCAGAAAAAACUGCGGGAUGUACUAGACCGAGACCCGCAGAGCCACAACCAUCGCUGUGCCCUUGUCGUGACGUUGUUCCUGGCAGGGGAUAUCGAGCGCUCCUUGACAGAGGCAGUCAAACUGACCGUGCUGCAUGUUCCGUUCGGCACCACCGCUAUUUCUGCUAUUGGUGAGUUUAUUGGCCGCGACCAUGCACUGAUGCAGACCAUCGGUGCUGACCGUGAACGCCCGUCGACAGGCGUGUAA
Molecule: messenger RNA, 1044 nt
Organism: Trypanosoma rangeli
Lineage: Eukaryota; Euglenozoa; Kinetoplastea; Trypanosomatida; Trypanosomatidae
Exons: 1
Coding region: 1-1044 (347 amino acids)
Source: RefSeq, a predicted model, not a curated record